Leptopilina heterotoma is the source of this 1189-nucleotide messenger RNA. It is a transcript of the gene Nurf-38, whose product is annotated as inorganic pyrophosphatase. Bases 50 to 1030 code for a protein of 326 amino acids. Gene Ontology annotation, molecular function: magnesium ion binding; inorganic diphosphate phosphatase activity. Gene Ontology annotation, cellular component: cytoplasm. Gene Ontology annotation, biological process: phosphate-containing compound metabolic process. The transcript has 8 exons. Lineage: Eukaryota; Metazoa; Arthropoda; Insecta; Hymenoptera; Figitidae. The record is from RefSeq and is a predicted model, not a curated record.
GCAUCCCAUACAUUUAUCAUACACCGUGGUUGUACACAACGUGCUGCAAAUGCAGGCAUAUAGGAUUUUAAAUAGGAUUAAUCUGCUUUCUCGACCUAAGCUUACUUACGAACUAUUUAAUUUUAAACGAUUUUUGUCUGUAACCCAUAUUCCAAAGAAAAUGUCUUUUUCUGUAGUUGAACGUGGUACUUUUAAUUCAGUUGAUUAUAGACUUUAUAUUUUAAAAGAUGAAUCUCCAAUUUCACCUUUUCAUGACAUUCCACUGUAUGUCGACAGCGCGAAUAAAACUGUCAAUAUGAUUGUUGAAAUUCCUCGUUGGACCAACGCCAAAAUGGAAAUUAAUCUUAAGGAAGCUUUAAAUCCAAUAAAGCAAGAUAUAAAAAAGGGCAAACUAAGAUUCGUAGCGAAUUGCUUCCCUCACCAUGGAUAUAUUUGGAAUUACGGAGCUCUUCCACAAACCUGGGAGAAUCCGGAAGUUUUGGAUAAAGCAACAGGAUUUAAAGGUGAUAACGAUCCAAUAGAUGUCUUAGAAAUUGGAUAUAGGGUUGCUAAGAAAGGCGAAGUUUUACAAGUUAAAGUUCUUGGUGCCUUGGCUCUCAUUGACGAAGGAGAGACUGACUGGAAAAUUAUCACUAUUGAUGUAAAUGAUCCAAUAGCCAGCAAAUUAAAUGAUGUAACUGAUAUUGAAAAGAUUUAUCCAGGCUUGAUGAAAGCUACUGUAGAAUGGUUUAAAAUCUAUAAAAUUCCUGACGGAAAACCCGAAAAUCAGUUUGCUUUUAAUGGAGAGACUAAACCAAAAGAUUUUGCUUGGGACGUAAUUGAAGAGGUCCAUCAACAUUGGCAAAAUCUUAUUAAGAGCGAAGCACCAAGUGGUGGCAUCCAAUGUACUAAUGUAAGCGUUGAAGGAAGUCCAUUUAACAUAACUCAAGAAGCAUGUAAAGAAAUUUUGCAGAAAGUGCCGGAAUUGAAUGAAUCUCAAGAACCACUUGACCCCAUAAUUGAUAAAUGGCACUAUGAACAUCUCAAAUAAAUCAGCAAAAACGAGUUUUAAAACACUAUUGCGACUAUGAAAAUGAAUACUACUGCACAUAAAAAUAUUUUUUUAAACAUUUCUUUAUAUGUAUGUGAAAAGUAAGAAGAAUUUUUCUUGUAAAAAAAUAUGGACAUAAAUAAAUUUGUGAACUUAUAA